UAGCACUAAACACAUAGAAACUUUGGUCUUACUUAUUUAAUUGUUUAAUUUUAAAUUACCAAUUAUUUGCAUUAUAUUUUAUGCAUAAAGUAUAAGUAUAGUGGUGAUCUACCUGCAGUAGUGUUAUCUCCUUCGCACUUUCACUUUAAACAACUUUAAAUUACAUCAUCAAUGGACACUAUACAGCAGUCAUUGGAGCAGAUGAUGGAGCACUUUAAUACAAGGAUGGCAGCCUUCCAGGAUAACCUUGAGAAAGCCAGUGGUGCUCCAGUUACCUUGGCUUCACUUGCUGCAGAUUUCUCUAAUUUUAAGUCCUUGAUCGGAGACUCAUUGAUUAAUCUCCAACAUCAAGUUCAAGUUUUGGCACAACAGCAAGAUCAUCUUGAAAUGCACAGUCGGCGCAAGAUAUUGUUGAUUCAUGGGAUUCGUGAAGACUGUGACGCUAAUUUGACUCUUCAAGUAACUAAGUUGUUUGCUGAGAAACUUAAAGUAUCCAUCUCACUAGACAAUAUAAGUAGAAUACAUCGUAUGGGCCGUGUAACCGGAGGGAAACCUCGUCCCAUCCUUGUUAAAUUUCGCAGCAUUGAGGUGCGCAAUAAAGUGUGGACAGCGAAAACUGGGUUUAAAAGUAGUGGUAUCACAUUGUCUGAAUUCCUCACUAAAGUCAGACAUGAGGCUUUUAUGAAUGCGCGGAAACACUUUGGUAUAUCUAAGUGCUGGACACAAAAUGGAGCUGUGCUGAUCAUCGGAACUGACGGUAAAAAACAUCAAGUCAGUUCAGGUGCCGACCUAAACCGGCUCAUUAAUUUGUCUCAGAGUGUUGUGUGUGAUAAUACGACGCUGCCUACAACUUCCCAGCUCGUCACCGCCCAGAAGACAUCCGAUAUGGCAGCUGUAACGCGAUCUAAGCGCAUUUUGAAGAAAUAAUCUGUUCCUCGGCAAACUGUUGUAGUGGUUGUGGUGGCGGUAUUAUUUACGUAGGGUUUGUUCUAUAUUUUACCAAAUUCAGUGGGUAGGUAAAUUUAACUAAUG
Molecule: messenger RNA, 1032 nt
Organism: Achroia grisella
Lineage: Eukaryota; Metazoa; Arthropoda; Insecta; Lepidoptera; Pyralidae
Exons: 1
Coding region: 172-927 (251 amino acids)
Source: RefSeq, a predicted model, not a curated record